UUCCAACGGGAAUAUAAUGGCGUGCCCUAAUCUGGUUGUUUAAAGGCUCGGCCCACGAUGUAUUUGAAGCGUAGACUAUCCAAACCCGUCCCGGCUCAUACCUGCAAAUAGAUUUGGUGAUAAAACCAGAUUCGGCGCAGAACAAACGUAAACGUGCAACCAAACAUAACCCACACCAGGAAGCUCCCGAGAGCGAAAGUCGAAAAGUUCUUAUCCACAUCCCCAUAGCCUUCCAUCCUUUCUUAGCUCGUUGACAAGCCAAGACCAAGCUCUCAGCUUUAAAACGCCAACAAAAUCCAUAACCAUUUUCUGUUAUCGAAUGGCUGCGCCUUUUUCUUCAACGACCCCCUUUCGGUCCAUUCUCAGGCCCAAUCUUAAUCCACCUAAAUGCUUCCUCUCCCCUUCAGAUUGUUUCCGGAUGGGGUUCGAUUGCGUGAAGCGCCAUUCCAGCAAUGUUAAUGUCUACUCAUUGAGCUCGGCUGCAAACUACGCCAGGCUUCGUCAAGCCGCCGUUAAAUUAUCCGGCAAACCUGCCGUUGUUAAACAUUUGCUACAUAAAAGAGUUGGAAUCGUGAGGUGUGCAACUAUUGAAGAAAUCGCAGCAGCGAAAUCUUCCAUUGAGAAAGAUGCUAAAGGGAGAAUGGAGAAAACAAUUGAGACAGUUCGAACCAAUUUCAAUUCCAUUAGGACAGGGAGGGCAAAUCCGGCAAUGCUUGACAAAGUUGAGGUGGAAUAUUAUGGAACUCCUGUCAGCUUAAAGAGUAUUGCUCAAAUAAGUACUCCUGAUUCAAAUUCUCUAUUGGUUCAACCAUAUGACAAAUCCAGCUUAAAGGCUAUAGAGAAAGCAAUAGUCAACUCUAAUCUUGGUAUGACUCCAAACAAUGAUGCUGAAGUCAUUCGGAUGUCUCUCCCUCAAUUGACAACUGAAAGAAGAAAGGAAUUGUCAAAAGUGGUGGCCAAACAAGCUGAAGAAGGAAAGGUGGCAGUGAGGAACAUAAGAAGAGAUGCCCUUAAAGCCUAUGAAAAGCUUGAGAAGGAGAAAAAGCUGUCUGAAGACAAUGUGAAGGACUUAUCACGUGAUUUUCAGGUCUAUUUGGUGGUUUGCACAUUCCUGAUAGUACUCAAGUUUGUGAAACCUUCAUUGUCACGCAGAAACUCACAGAUGAGUAUAUCAAGAAGAUUGAUAGCAUCUACAAGCAGAAAGAGAAGGAGUUGCUGACCGUCUAGUGGUUUUUGGUACAAAGAUGUAAAGUGUUGAACUUCCUUUAUAUUGAGAGAAAAAAAAAAGUUGUCUUUGUUUUCUUUACUUCGGGUGGGGUUGGAAUCUUGUGGUGCAUGGUGCCUAUACAUACAAAAGAUGAUUUUGAAAAUUCUUGUGCUAAGGGUAGAUAUCGUGUUUUGAAACGAAAUGGAAAAAUCGAAAUCCAUGACCUCUGUUUAAAGGUUGAAUGUAUGUAUAUUAAUCUUCAAAACUCUUUAAUGUCAUGGCUGGACAUAAACACGUUCUUAUAAAAAUUGUGUAUGGUUUCCAAUUAUCUGUGGUCCUUUUGAGAUUUUGAAGCCGUCUGAUCUAAGAACUCUGUGCUGGUACUAUCAUAUCCACAUGUGGUGUAUAAUUGGCUACGUAACUGGUCUUCAUUUUGUUUUGAACAACAAACAGCGUGAAACAUUUGUGGAUGAGGCCCAAGUUUGACAACGUUGUUUCACUUAAUAAAGUUGGUGCUGGAUCAGAAAAUUUUUCUCAACAAAGCUUUCUUCAGUCGUGAACCAAUGUCCUAAACCAUAUUUACUACAAUUUUCCAACACAUAAAUGCAUGUGCUGUAUUGAUUUAAAAGGUGGUUUUCUGCUUCCUGCAAAAAAAAAAAAAGAGCUUUUUAUCUAUACUGUGGAUCAAAUUUUCUAGCUUUUAACAAAAGAUCUUAAAGGAUUGCUUUAUUUCACCAAGAAUCUGUCUCUCCAUCAUAGGCCACCAGCCCAAUAUGCAAUAUGCACCAAGUUCUUUUACCACCCCUAAGAACAGAACCCAUAACUCCUGAUAGCUCUAUCAACAGCACAUUCUUGUUGCAAAUUUAAGUUACCAUAGACGACGCGGGUUCGCGACCUCUAGCCGAAUCGACUGAAAUAAUUAGCUAGUCAGCAUCUCUCUAGGGGUCCAGGAUGUCUUUAAAUAUGCAUGACAUAAUUCCAAUAUAAGAAUCACGAUAAUUUUCUAACUUUUUUCAUUUUCAUCGAAUCCAACUUAAAGCUGUCUUUCAUAAACAAUUCUUGGAAAUUUUCUCACGAAUAAACUAGUAUCUGUCCCAAUCCCAGGACCACUAGCAUUGGUCCCUUUUGAUCCAAGACAGUUUCUCUUAUUAUAUUGUUUGUU
Durio zibethinus is the source of this 2369-nucleotide messenger RNA. It is a transcript of the gene RRF, whose product is annotated as ribosome recycling factor, chloroplast precursor. Lineage: Eukaryota; Viridiplantae; Streptophyta; Magnoliopsida; Malvales; Malvaceae. Gene Ontology annotation, biological process: plastid translation. Gene Ontology annotation, cellular component: chloroplast. Gene Ontology annotation, molecular function: ribosomal large subunit binding. The record is from RefSeq and is a predicted model, not a curated record.